This is a messenger RNA of Aphanomyces invadans, 2625 nucleotides long. RefSeq lists its product as hypothetical. The transcript has 6 exons. NCBI's taxonomy places the organism in Eukaryota, Oomycota, Saprolegniomycetes, Saprolegniales, Verrucalvaceae. The coding region runs from base 1 to 2625 and encodes 874 amino acids. The record is from RefSeq and is a predicted model, not a curated record.
AUGCUCGCUGGCGAACAGACGACGGUGCCAACGACGCCAGGGGGCGGCGAUCUCUCGGCACCUUUCACAGACACGCAUGGUGGUCCGACCUUCCCUCUCACGACGGCAGUCGUAGUACCUGCGGCAACAUCUCCAGCAAAGUCGAAAACAGCCCAUCUUCGUCCUGGUGCGGUCCACUGGCCAGACAUUGGUGCCCAGUUGAAAUCUCAUGUCGAAACGGGGCUGACGAAAGCGUAUCAAACCAUCCUGGAGCUGCAGGCGGAAGGCCUCGUCCAGGCGACGAUAGCCAAGUCGAUAGAACCAGUCGCGAUCGCCCACAUCGAAUCCCACCACAAGAACGUGACGGCCCGCCUCCAGGCAGUCGUCGCCGAUACCCUGACACAAUCCAACGCGACCAUCGACAGCGCCAUCAAGUUACUGCAAACCGAGUACGAUGCCCAGCGAAGCGUUGUGCACAACGAGAUCAACGCCCACAAACACACGACCGACCAAGCGUUGAAGCGGACACGCCUUGCCAUGGCAAAAGAAGCGCAGCGGGUCACAAGCCUCGAAUCGUGCCUUCGCCGACAUGAGAUACACGUGCUGGAGGCUCAACAUCAAGAGCGCAUCCAAGCGCUCAAAGACGAAAUGGCGGCCAAGGAGGCUGCCCAUGCCGACGUGCUACUUCGCCAGAAAUCGGCCUUUGUCGACAUCGAGCGCUUCAGUAAAAAGCUUCAAAUUGCCUUGGAUGACGCGCUGUUGGAAAUUGACCGAAUGAAGAAGCUCGACCAGCAGCGCCACACCAACAUCACGGCCGUGACGACCAUCUCCGAGUCGUACGUGAAUUCGCUGCGGCAUGCCGUGACGAUCGCGAACGAGCACACCGAGCAGAUGCGCUUGGACUUGGAGCAACAGACCAAGGAAAAAGAAGCCCUCGAGCGCGUGAAGCUGGGGCUGGACGAGGCCGUGGUGCGACUAACCCACGAUGCCAAGGUGGCCCGGGAAUUGCUGGCCGAGUCGGCGCGCGAAUUGGUCGCGUUGCAAGAUGUCCAGGUCACAACUGCCAAGGAGCUUGCAGGGUGCCAUUUGACCAUCCAAGACUUGAAAAAUCGCGUGGAUAAAGUCACUACCGAACUGAACGCGCAAACGGACCUCGUGCUCGCAUGCGACGACUGCGUGGCAGACUUGAGGAACCAAGUGGAUAGCCAUGCCAACCACGUCCUCAAGAUCACCGCCGAGCAUGCGCAAAUGCGCGAGAGGUGGGACGCCGAAUCGUCGCGACUCCAUCAAGUGCACGCCGCCGACCGCGCCACGAUCGAAGCGUUGGUUGGAAAGUUGGCGCUGCUUGGUUACGACAAGAACACGUUGGAGAUAUACGUCCCACGUAGCAGUUCAAGCACCGCAUCGUCCCAGCCAUCACCUUCUCGAACGGCGACAAGUGGGGCGGCCCCCGCUUCCACAACCGUUCCUACUCCUAUAACGGGCCAACCGCGACGACCGUCCAUGGCGUCGGAUGCCGCCGUCGGCACACGGUGUCAUGCGACGUUGCGGCACCACAAUCAAUAUGACAGCCUUGUGAAUGUCCUCCAGCGAGAAGCGAUUGGAUUGCCAGAGGAACAUGCCCAGCGGCUCUUUGACAUGGAAGCGUCCGUUCGCGAGAGCGUCACUGCCCAGCUCACGUACGAAUUCAAGCGCACCUUUUCCAAGCAACUGCGCCAGCGCAUGCAGCAAGAGAGGUUUUUCGUCCUGGAGAAGUUCGACAGCAUUAUUGCAAAGUCGCUCGUGGAAGAGCGCGCGGCCAAGCAACUUCUAGCCAAGCAAGCCAAAGCCGUCGGUCGCAAGGCGUCGCUGCGCUGCGUACCAGAAACCACCAUGACGCUGCGCAAGGUCAAAGCGACCAUUGCCCAGGCGUACGACGCCAUGGGCGUGAUCGAGUGGAACGGCGAGGAUGUCGCCGAGAUGAAGCGGCAAGUCGCAGCCGUGACGAAAGAAAACGCUGAUUUGGCGGCUACCGUCGUCGAAUUGGAAGGCAAAGUCGAAAUCCAGCUGCUUAGUCUAGCCGAAGCGGAGCUGUUUCAAAAGGAGCGCGACAUGCUCCUCGUUGAGCUGACAAAAAAAUUCCACGAUGCCAAGGACGAACUCGCUCACGUCAAGCGCCAUCACAAUCCGCCGCCCUGCGAACACGACCACGGCAGCAACCAAGUCGGCGACGCCGCGUGCAACGUGCGUCUUGUUGUGCAGGGUCAACUGCCUCACAUGGAGCAACAUCCCCGGCGUGCCGUGCGAUCGACGGAUUUGGCCAGCCAUGCCGUGCGACCCCAGUCGGCGGCGGCGGCAUCGACACCGGCCAAAGGGACUAGCUCCGUCUCAGCGGUGGCAAAGAAGCCGCGACCAGCAACGUCUCGCGGUGCGACAGCGUCCACCAAGAAACAGUCCAUCCUGCCAUCGACCCACCAAGGUGGUCCCCACCAUGACCACCAUGCAAAGACACAACCCGAGCAUGUUCGAAGUGCGAUGAAAUGGGAGCUGCUGGGCGAGCGGAACGACAAGGAGUCCAGUCCACAGGAGGACAUUGUCGUGGCCAGUGCAUGGGUCGGUGAGGCUGGGAUGAAAACCAUUCUCGAUCGCCGACGGAAGCGCAAGUAG